ACAGUGGCAUAGUAAAAGCUCCAUUAAGGUCUAAAAUGCAUUAGACAUAUCUAUUUAGGCAGUCGUGCUAGGGUUAAUGAGCUGACCUGGCUCUUGUUUGUUUGCAGGUAGGCAGAGUAAUUACUCCAUUACCUUCUUUAAAUGCUGCUUGCAGGGAUGUGGUGUAGGGCAAUGAACGCUCCCUGCGCUUGGAUACCGCUUUAAGCUUGCACUGUCUGGUUAAUGAUUGACAGCUUCACUGGAGGUAGAAAAGCACGCGCACAUGAGGCACUGUCGGGUAUUAACAUUAACUCUCAGAGUUAGAGCGCUUAACCAUUCCUGCAGGUGUUAUUCAGAUGGCCAUCCUCCGGAGCGCAAUGUGUUUUCUGUGGCUGUUCCUGAUUCUCGGUUCGUGCGCUUUUUGGAAGCGGCUUGUAGCGGAACCAGGCGCCGGGAUUCGCACGUGGGACAGGUUCAGUAAACUGCCUUAUCCGGAGGAUAAAGCAUUCCUGUACGACACGUUCCCCGAGGGCUUCAUAUGGGCCGUGGGCACCGCCGCAUAUCAAGUGGAGGGCGCAUGGCAAAAGGACGGCAAGGGCAAGUCGGUCUGGGACACUUUCACUCGCGCAGGUAGUCGGGUGGUCACGGGCGAUGUGGGCAGCGACAGUUACCACAACAUGGCGGGAGAUCUGCGCGCGCUCCAGCAGCUCGGUGCCACGCACUACCGCUUCUCUCUGUCGUGGCCGCGGAUUUUCGCCAACGGCACGAGAAGUACUUACAACGAAAAGGGAGUUGAAUAUUACAAGAGUCUCAUCCUCGGACUGAAGAGGAUCAGAGUGGAGCCCGUGGUGACUCUGUAUCACUGGGAUUUACCGGAGAGCCUGCAGAACGCGUACGGAGGCUGGAGCGACCCUGUGCUUGUGGACCUGUUCAGGGAUUACGCAGAUUUUUGUUUUCAAACCUUCGGCUCAAAUGUGAAGUUUUGGAUCACAAUGGACAAUCCGUUUGUCGUGGCCUGGCACGGAUAUGGGACGGGAGUUGUGGCACCUGGGAUUAAAAAUGAUCCAGAUAUGCCUUUUAGAGUUGGGCAUAAUCUUUUAAAGGCUCAUGCUGCAGCGUGGCAUGUGUAUGAUGAGUGCUAUCGUGCCCGUCAGGGAGGGAGAGUGUCCAUAGCUCUGGCUUCCCACUGGAUCAAACCCAGCAGGACGAGGCAGGAGAGUCGAAGGGCUUGUCAGUGCUCGCUGGACUUCGUGCUGGGCUGGUUUGCUCAUCCACUGUUUGUAGAUGGAGAUUAUCCACCGUGCAUGAAGCACAACCUCACGCACAGACUACCAUCAUUUACUGAGGCAGAGAGGCAGUAUGUUAAUGGCACUGCUGAUUUCUUUGCCCUGUCUCAUGGGCCUGCUCUCAGUUUCCAGCUGAUUAAUGACAGCCUGCGCUUCGGGCAGAUUGAGGAUCUGGAUCUACGCAUGCUUCUCUUCUGGGUUCACUCAGAGUACAACAAGCCUCCCAUCUUUGUGGUGGAAAGUGGUUGGUUUGUCAAUGGCAAUACCAAGACAAAGGAUGCCAAGCACAUGUACUACCUCAAACGUUUCAUAGUGGAGACUCUGAAGGCAAUUCGACUGGACAAAGUGAAUGUGUUUGGAUAUACUGCCUGGUCAUUGCUCGAUGGCUUUGAGUGGUAUCGGGAGUAUGGAAUACGGCGCGGUCUUUACUACGUAGACUUCAAAUCUGAUCACCUGACGAGAGAGCCAAAGACCUCAGCCAUGUUUUACAGUAAAUUAAUCGAGAAGAAUGGCUUUCCUCAACUCCCCGAGAAUAGGCCUCUUGUUGGUGUUUUUCCGUGUGAUUUCACAUGGGGAGUGGCUGCAAACUCCAUACAGGUGGAGACUACACCAAUGCAGUUUGUUGACUCAAGUGUGUACAUCUGGAACAUCUCAGACAAUGGAAAACUGAAAAAGCUGGAGGGUGUGGAAGUCCCCAUGCACAGAAGGCGCCAUUGUGUUGACUUUGCUGCAAUCCGGCAACAAGUAUCAGAUAUCCAACACAUGCACGUUUCCCAUUUCCACUUCUCCCUCAACUGGUCCUCUAUAGUUCCUACAGGUCGUGUAUCAGAAGCUAAUGACACCUUGCUAAGCUAUUACCACUGCUUUGUUAGUGAGCUCCGGAGAGCCAACAUCACCCCAGUGGUCACUCUUUGGCACCACACUGGAAAACUCUCCAGUCUACCUGUGCCACUGGAGAACAACAGAGGUUGGCAAAGUGAAGAGACAGUGCAGGCCUUUGCUGGUUAUGCUAGGCUGUGUUUUCAAAGGCUUGGGGAUCAUGUUAAGUUGUGGAUCACUCUGAACGAACCCAAUGAUGAAAACCUUGGCUAUGCAGUCGGCCAUCAGUUGCUUCGCGCCCAUGCUCUAGCCUGGCGUGUGUAUGACAGUGAGUUUCGCCAGUCACAAGGUGGGAAAGCCUCUUUGGUGCUGCAUAUGGACUGGGUUGAACCUGCAUUUUCUUUCAACCGAGAAGACAUGGCCCCUGCGAAGCGAGUUCUGGAUCUACGUGUGGGUUGGUUUGCAGAACCCAUCUUCGGCAGUGGAGACUAUCCACCAGUGAUGCGCCAGUGGCUCCAGCAGCGAAACACUAUAGACCUGUUUAACUACCACUUACCCACAUUCAGUGAAGAAGAUCAACAACUGGUCAGAGGCACCUAUGACUUCUUUGCCCUCAGUCAUUUCACAACCUCCAUGGUGUACGAUGAAGUGGAGGAUAAGUACUUGUUCAAGGACACAUUAGAGGUACAGCUGAUUUCAGAUGUAACCUGGAUAAUGUCUCCAAGGCGUAACUCUCCAGUGGUUCCUUGGGGCCUACGCAAAGCCCUCAACUGGGUUGCUUCACAUUACAAAGGUGUGCCAAUUUAUGUCAUGGCCAAUGGGGUUCAAGAAGACAUAGCCAAAUUCAAAGACAGUCUACGAGUUUACUAUCUGUACAACUAUAUCAAUGAGGCCUUAAAAGCAUACGCACUGGAUGGAGUCAAUUUGAAAGGCUACUUUGCAUACGCAUUUAAUGAUCGGCAUGACCCUGGCUUUGGCAUGUAUGGCCAUGUGCAGGAGGAGGACAUAGUGAAAUCUUCUCUAACCCACUACAAAAAAAUUAUUGACAAUAAUGGGUUCCCAGUCCCCGGUAGUCCCCCACAACCCUGUCCCCACCCACCUGAACACUCACCUGUGUGUCAUGUGCUGGCCAAGCGCCCUGUUGUGGGCUUCAUCUCUUUGGUUGCUUCUGCCAUGCUAAUUACUAUGGGUGUUAUUAUAUACUAUUGCACAAAAAGACCUAAAUAACUAAGAGUGUGAUUUGGGUUAGUUAAAGCUAAGGAGCUAGAGGAAGUGCUACCUAUUUUCAGCUACUGCUGCAGACUACUGACUGCUAAAUUCGAAAUACACACUGUAUAUACCUAAAUGCACUCAGAUUGAAAUAUAAAGCUCAUUUUUGGUUGUAUUUUACAGUCAAAGAUUUGCAUCCAGGGAUGUAGAAUUCUUUAUUUUAUCUGAUCAUAUAUACAGUCCCCUCAGAAACUAUUGGAAUGGCAAGGCCAAUUAUUUAUUUUAUUUUUUUUUGCUUCAGACUGAAGACAUUUGGGUUUGAGAUCAAAAGAUGCAAAUGAGACGAGUUUAGAACUUCAGCUUUUAUUUCCCGGUAUUUAUAUGUAUAUUUGUUUAAACAACAUAGAAUAUCGCACAUUUAGCAUCAGACCACUCAAAACAGCAAAGAUAUUGGAACAUGUCACUGACAGUUGUUUCUUAUCCUGUUAGAUUGAUUGUUGAAACAAUAAAUAGCACUGAAAAUCUACUGUUGCAGAGUUUGUACAGUUGCUUCAUAAUGAAAUUCCAGGACUUUCAAGGACUUUUCAAGCACUAUUUUUUUUGUUUUCAAGGGCUGUACAAGAUAUGUCAUUCAAGCAUAUUCUUUAAUUAUUCUUUUUAAAUUACAAUUUUUUUAAAUAAUAAUAAUUAAACAAACCAAUUUAUAUAUGGCACCUUUUCCAGCCAUGCAGGACUAAAUUUGCAUUUCCCAGGCAAUGCUUUGUCUUCACCAUAACGUCAAUAUACUCCAGGUGUGUGACAGGAGCACUGUUGCCAACAACUUUCAAUGGAAGGUUGCUAAAUGUCGCUAGGUGAUGUCAUGCUCUAAUUAGAAUAUUCAAUACAUAAUCGCAUCAUAUUUGCAUUCUGCCUAGUGUCAGCUCUUUACAUCUGUUUGCUUCUUUCCUACUCCCUGUGCUCACAUACUGUAUUUUAAUACAGCCGAAUUCCCAAUAAAGCUGUUCUUAUUUA
Messenger RNA from Ictalurus furcatus (blue catfish), 4304 nucleotides. RefSeq names its product klotho (gene kl). Gene Ontology annotation, molecular function: hydrolase activity, hydrolyzing O-glycosyl compounds. The transcript has 5 exons. Gene Ontology annotation, biological process: carbohydrate metabolic process. Lineage: Eukaryota; Metazoa; Chordata; Actinopteri; Siluriformes; Ictaluridae. The record is from RefSeq and is a predicted model, not a curated record. The coding region runs from base 336 to 3311 and encodes 991 amino acids.